AUGUCCAAUUACAACGAAGUCCAGCCCACAGCAUUCAAUUCUAAGAAUAGAGGGAAUAAAAAUAAUCGUAAAAGAGGAGGCAGUAAACGAGGUGCUGGGAAACAAGGUGAUGGUAAACGAGGCAGUGGAAACAGCGGUGGACAUGGUUUCCCUCCUAAUCAAGAGCGACUGAAUCGCGCGGAUGGGUACAAUCUGGCAUUUGGGAAAGGAUGGGGCAGUGGGCACCACCAAAAUAAUAGCCAAAAUCGUUCCAACAAUAAUAACAGCUUUACUAACGCGAACAGCAUCUCUAUAGGCGACGACUUCUUUGCAAACGAUGCCUAUGCUCCAGAAUCAGUCAUCCAACGAAAGGAAGCGACUGAAUUUCAACCUACAAGCUAUACUCAGAUAUCCAGACGCGACACCAGAAACAGUACGGCAUCAGUCCCAUAUAAUAAUGGCACAGAACGUCAUUUAAGCAACUCUACGCAACGCUAUACAAAGGGGUUGGGGUCACCACCACUGCGUCGGAGUUGGAGUGACAGCGAUAGUGGGGUAACGAUCUUUACGAAAGAAGCUGAGCCUUUCCAUAUCCCGAUAGAUUAUUCAAGUGAUAUGCCACCAUUUAAACAAUACGUGCAGCGAAGGCUAAAUGACAUUGCAAAACUUCCUAUAUCAUUACGAGAAGCGGCAGAAGAGCAAUUGAAGGAGAUUUUAAGAGAUGCCGGUAACAAAAAGCUUCUGGCGUUGAACGACUGGUCAAAACAAAAGAUUCCUCUAUUGGACGGUGGGGGUGAGUUAGUUUUACAGUGGGAGUUGGAGAAUGGAUCACUGCAUGGAAUGAACGCACUGGGUGACACAGGGCUUGUUUCAACUAACCAAAUGCAAAUCAAUCGAUCUACCACACAAACGCCUGAAUUUUCCAACAACAGUAUAAGUAUUCAGGAAGGAUCUGCUCGGAAUGAAGCAUUUGGCAACAGAGAACCCAGGUCUGCUCAAGAUAUAACGCUUUUGGAUGCCCAAUCUCCUACACCAGAGCAAAAAGUGUCGAGGGGACAUAUUGAUUUAAAUUCAGGAGAGGUGCCUACAUCACAAUACGUGUCUUACUCGGCUCUCAAUGGCAAGAGAAUUGCAGAUGAUGAGUAUGACUCGAAUGAGAGAAAACGACAAAGAGCGGAAAGGUUUCAAGCCGCAAAUUUGUCCAGCACUCAGAGACUGUCUCCACUUGGCGAACAAAAUAAGGGUAGUGGUCCAAUCGUGGGCCUCAAUACAAAUUUGGAGAAGUCGUACUUGCGGUUGACUUCUGAGCCUGAUCCGUAUCGGGUACGACCGCAGUUCAUUUUGGAAAAAAGCGUUGAUUAUGUAUUCAGAAAAUACGAGUCAUUGCAAGGAAAAGAAGCUUUCAACUAUAUUAACGAUCAGUUGAAAAGUAUAAGACAAGAUCUAACAGUUCAACACAUUAAAAACGAUUUUGCUAUUUCAGUUUAUGAGCAAAAUGCGAGGGUUUCUUUGAAGCAUAAUGAUCUUGGAGAGUUCAAUCAAUGCUUGGGCCAAUUGAAGUUUCUCUACAACUACAAAAGACAUACAUCAUACGGGUGGCAAACACGUUUCGUGUUGCUGGAGGUUGAGAUGCUUUGCUACAAACUCAUAUACAUGAUGAUCACAAACAACAAUAGUGAAAUCAGCAAAAUAAAGCUAAGCUUGCUCCAGGAUUACAAAGGAUUCAAAGAAAAGGAAGAUUCGGAUGCAAUUUAUUUCAGAUUUGUCAACUCCCUCUUCAAGCUCAAUGGCUACAGAAUUACUAAUAAUUGUUUCAAAUUUUACGAAGAGUUGGGCAAGUAUAAGGGAAUAGCAGGCACACAAUUAGCAUUGCAAGUGAUCGAGUUCUUUUUGGGUAACAAGGUAAGAUUGUCUGGGCUUUAUGCAAUUAGUGGGUCGAGCCGAUCAGGUAUAAAAAUUAAUUCAUUGCAAGGUAUAUUGAGCUUUGCGGAUCAAAAAGAUUGUGAAGCCUUUUUGCUGCGUCUACACUUGGACACGUUUGUCAAAAAAGGCGAGUUUCAGGCAUUUGGAGCCAAAGGUACGGUGAAGAACUUGUACAAGAAAUCAUUAAAAGUAGACAUCAAAGGUCAAAUUUAG
This is a messenger RNA of Lodderomyces theae, 2115 nucleotides long. RefSeq lists its product as uncharacterized. Lineage: Eukaryota; Fungi; Ascomycota; Pichiomycetes; Serinales; Debaryomycetaceae. The transcript has a single exon. The record is from RefSeq and is a predicted model, not a curated record. The coding region runs from base 1 to 2115 and encodes 704 amino acids. Gene Ontology annotation, cellular component: nucleus.